GGAAGUGGCCGCACCUCGCCGCUUCCUCUCCGGGAAAGUCAAUUCCCACGGUUCUGCCCCGCGGCAAGCCGUAAACCACCGGAAGUCGGAGAGAAUGGAGGCAUUGCGGCCUCCCCAGACGGCGGGGAAGUUCGUGGUGGUCGGCGGUGGCAUCGCGGGCGUCACCUGCGCAGAGCAGUUGGCUAUUCACUUUCCAUCAGAAGAUAUUCUCCUGGUAACAGCUUCUCCUGUUAUUAAAGCAGUUACAAAUUUCAAGCAGGUUUCUAGAGUACUGGAAGAAUUUGAUGUUGAAGAACAACCAGAUACCAUGUUAGAAAGUCGCUUUCCCAACAUUAAGGUUGUAAGAUGUGGAGUAAAGCAACUGAAGAGUAAAGAACAUCUCAUUUUAACAGAAGAUGGCAGUCAGUAUGUAUAUAAGAAACUCUGUCUGUGUGCUGGAGCUAGACCAAAGUUGAUCUGUGAAGGAAAUCCUCAUGUCUUAGGAAUCCGUGAUACAGACAGUGCUCAGGAAUUUCAGAAAAAGCUUACUAGAGCUAGAAGAAUAAUGAUCAUAGGGAAUGGUGGUAUUGCCCUUGAACUAGUGUAUGAAAUUGAAGGCUGUGAAGUAAUUUGGGCUAUUAAAGAUAAAGCUAUUGGAAAUACUUUCUUCGAUGCAGGAGCCGCUGAAUUCUUGACUGCAAAGCUCAUUGCUGAAAAAACAGAGGCUAAAAUUGUACAUAAAAGAACCAAGUAUACAACAGAAGGAAGGAAGAAGGAAGCAGGAACCAAAGAUAAUGCUGGUAAAACAGGCAGUGCCUUGGGACCUGAUUGGCAUGAAGGCUUGAAUCUUAAAGGAACAAAACAGUUUUCUCAUAAGAUUCACAUUGAAACUAUGUGUGAAGUAAAGAAAAUCUACCAUCAGGAAGAAUUUAGAAUUUCUAAGAAAAAGUCCUUAACUUUUCCAAGAGACCAUCAUAAUCCAGCAGUCACAACUGAUAAAGAGGUAUGGCCUGUCUAUGUGGAAUUGACCAAUGGAAAGAUGUAUGGCUGCGAUUUCAUCGUCAGUGCUACAGGAGUUAUACCAAACAUAGAACCUUUCCUCUGUGGCAAUAAUUUUGCCCUAGGAGAAGAUGGUGGCCUGAAAGUGGAUGACCAUAUGCACACAUCCCUUUCUGAUAUCUACGCUGCAGGUGACAUCUGCACUGCAUCCUGGCAGCCCAGUCGUGUCUGGCAGCAGAUGAGGCUGUGGACCCAGGCUAGACAGAUGGGAUGGUAUGCAGCCAAGUGCAUGGCUGCAGCUAUUUUAGGAGACUCUCUUGACAUGGAUUUCAGCUUUGAACUUUUUGCUCAUGUAACAAAAUUUUUUAACUAUAAGGUUGUAUUACUGGGAAAAUACAACGCACAGGGCUUAGGUUCAGAUCAUGAAUUGAUGCUGAGAUGUACCAGAGGACAAGAAUACGUCAAAGUCGUCAUGCAGAAUGGGCGAAUGAUGGGAGCUGUCCUAAUUGGUGAAACUGAUUUAGAAGAAACAUUUGAAAACUUAAUUUUAAACCAGAUGGAUCUUUCAUCAUAUGGAGAAGAUCUACUAGAUCCAAACAUUGACAUAGAAGAUUAUUUUGACUAAAAAGGAAAUUUCAAAAACCACAUAAAGUAAAAUGACUAGUGAUUUAAUGACCAACUAAAGUUAAAAAUAAGUAAAACUCUAAAGAUGAAAUCAAAUUGUUUACAAUUAACCACUCUUCAGUUUUGUAUUAUUUUAAACUUAAGACACAUUCAUAUGUGAUUUAAAUUGGAAUAAAUUUAGCUAGUUUGUUCUCUACUUAGCCAUUAAUUUGGUCUGCUUAGUAUAUUAGAGCCAUUCAUUGAUUGUGAAAUGUCAGAACAGGGCUGAGGUUUCAGCCUAUAAAGAGCUUAUAUUUAAAUUUUACUUAAGUAGAGAUGUGGCAAUAUUAUGCUUGCUAAUAUUAUUUGUACUGAUAACUUAUUCCUUUCUUAUUUGGAUGUUAAAGCAAUUAUAACCUAAAACCACUCACUUUCUGUGAUGAGCUUAUGUAAAAUUUUCAGUAUAACACUGUUUUAUCAAAAGAAAGAACUAGAUAAAUCAAGGCAUAAAGAACUUAACAUGUGAACGUAAAAUUUUCUCCUUGAUUUAUACUGUAAAUUUAUAAUUCAUGAUCUCAAAAAUAAGUCUUCAAUACUUCAAAGUUCUGAAAAUACAGCUCCAUAUAUGUAAAAUAUUAAAAUUGUCUUAAAAAGUAAACUUUUAACUACCAAAAUAAUGGUAUAUACAUGCAAUAAACGGUUUUCUUGGAAAA
Manis javanica (Malayan pangolin) is the source of this 2294-nucleotide messenger RNA. It is a transcript of the gene PYROXD1, whose product is annotated as pyridine nucleotide-disulphide oxidoreductase domain 1. Gene Ontology annotation, molecular function: oxidoreductase activity. Lineage: Eukaryota; Metazoa; Chordata; Mammalia; Pholidota; Manidae. The record is from RefSeq and is a predicted model, not a curated record.